AUUCCCUGUUGAAAAAACGGUUGACAAUAUUGAGACCUGGGAACAGUUAAGUGAUCUUGCUCAAUUAAUAGAAGGCUAAUAAAUGAUUGGUAAGUGUUAUUAGAAUCAUAUCAUAAAAAUAAAACAAUAAAACAAUAAAAUAGAAAUAUACUUCGGCUCUAAACUUUUCUACAGAGUACAUAUAAAAUCAAUACUGAUCAAUCAUGAAGUUUAAAACACAGACGUACACAAACAAUCUCUUAUGAAGAUAAGAUUCUAAUGGAGGGAAAAUGUGUGUUUACUCCCGUCAGAAAUGUUGACUUAAGUGACACAAGUGGUGGAUGGAAGAUGACAACAUUAGGAUGCUGAGAUAAGAUCGUUUGUAACAAACUGCAUUGCUUUACUAAGAGCUUUCUAAAAUCACACAAUCGCUACAAAUAAUCAAAACUCGAGCUUGUAAAGUGAGUAUAGUCAUGUCACACAGAAAUACAGAAAGUAUUGAAAGUACAUUCAUUGCAAGUACACGUAGAUAUCAAAGGACAGCAAACAGCCAAACAUCCUAGUUGUUGCCCCAGUGUUGACAGCUACUUUUAUCAUCACUAUCUCUGUAGUAUUUAUCGCAGUCUGCUGUAUCACAAACAAAGGUGAAGCAAUCUUUCUAGGGGAUGGACCUCUUCAGUUUGUGUCUCUAUCUUCAUUUCCAACGCAGAACACUUUGAGACUUUCUUUUGGGAGUAACCUAAAGCAGAAGCUUUGAUUCCAAAAUGGAUGAACCACAAGAACGAAAAUGUGUUGUGUGCACGAAUUACUACACCACUCCAAAGAUUCUACCCUGUGGUCAUCUCAUGUGUCAACAAUGUGUCAUUUCUUGGAUGUACUCAAAACCUAGAGCCGGGUGUCCGCUGUGUAGAUGUCCUAUAGUAGAGCAGUCAGAUGGAAGUUCGUCUGACACUGUUGACGCCCUGCCGACAGACUUUGUGAUGGAAGCGCUGGUGGAGAGCGCUCGUGUGCUGAGUAAAGAUCACCUUUGUUGUGUGUGUGAUACCAAAAAGGCUGAAAAUAUCUGUAUUCAGUGUCAAGACAAAAUGUGUUCAUCAUGUGCACAACUACACAAGAAGAUGUCGGCGACUCGCAGUCACGAUGUGGAGAGUGUCAGCACUGUGACACCUGAACGUCUGGCUGCCAGCCGCCCUGCACUGUGUGCUGACCACGGCGACAAACAGGCGGAGUACUUCUGCCGCGAGCACCGCCUCGCUGUCUGCAGAGCCUGUAGGUCACACGAACACAAAGUAUGCCUGAAAGUAAGCUUUCUUGACGAUGAAACAGAAUCAGUACAAAAAUCGCUGAACGACUUGACAAAGAUUCUGGUAGAAGCGGAGCAGAAGCUAGAGCAGGCUAUAGGUCAGCUGACGUCACGUCUACAGGAAGUUGAUGUCAGCGAACAAGAAGACAUGGCGCAGGUGGACAAGACAUGUGACAGACUUCACAAGCUGGUAGAAGAUUUUCGAAACAAGUUGAAGGACAAGACUCGCACGUCACAUCUCCAAAUCAAGAAUUCCUUACGUGACGUCAAGACUGCCCUGAGCAACCGUCUAGGGAAUGUGACGUCACACAAACACAUUGUGACGCGAGUGACGUCAGUGUCCCCACGUCCUGCACUGAUACACAUGACAGAGGCUCUUGCAGACAGGGUCAACAGCCUUGACCUCAGCGCCGACUUGCAAGGAGAGGUGUGGGUGAAGCUCUCAUCAAGUGUAGAGUGCUGUCAAGAAGUUGUAGGACGGAUAGAACAAGAGCUACUGACAUUCGAACAGCAGAAAACAAAGACAAAGAUGGACCCACAACCACCAGUCCUUGUGUUCCACGACAACUGCGGAACCAACAUUCGUCUGACAAACGGUAACAGCACCGCGGAGAAGAUAAAGUCGCGUGCCAUCUACCACGGGGUGGUCGUGUCACGUGAUGCAAUGGUGGCGGAUGUCUUGUAUGAAGUCAGAGUGGACACAGUAUCAGGUGAGAACAGCGAGCUAUUAUUAGGAGUGACAAAGAUAUCUCCUGAACAUCUCCUUGUGAUAAAGUUUUCUACAGACUGGAAAGACUCCGUUAUCAUCUCGCCCAGUCUGGUCGCACACCAGGCAAAACUUGUGUCGACACCGAUAGGAAAAGGUCUCCAAAGGCUUCAGGUCGGGAGUCGAGUCGGGGUCCUGGUGGACUCAUCAAACGAUCUUCACCUCUACAUCGAUGGACAGGACCAGGGUGUGGCAGCAAAAAGUGUCGCCCUGCCCUGUUUCGCUGUCUUUGAUCUCUGGAGUACAGUGACUAAGGUGACAGCCCUUCCUGUAUCUAGGAGGACAUGAAGAUAUCAGAGAACAAGAAGUCUGAAAAAGUCUGAAAACAAAGAAAAACAAAAA
Pomacea canaliculata is the source of this 2390-nucleotide messenger RNA. Its product is annotated as E3 ubiquitin-protein ligase TRIM33-like. The transcript has 6 exons. The coding region runs from base 744 to 2336 and encodes 530 amino acids. Lineage: Eukaryota; Metazoa; Mollusca; Gastropoda; Architaenioglossa; Ampullariidae. Gene Ontology annotation, molecular function: zinc ion binding. The record is from RefSeq and is a predicted model, not a curated record.